CCGGUGACUGGACGGACGACACAGUUGGGCUGCUCUUGCUAGAACUACACUCUUGCUGUUGCUGCUGCUGUUGCUGUCUGUUGCUGUCUGUGAUUUUCAUCAUCAUCAUCAACUGGUCAUCUCUCCUCUACUCCACUCCGCUUCCUCAUCCAUCCAUCUUCCUCCUCUUCCAUCCUCUUCCUCUUCCUUUGAAGACCGCCUGCCUGGGACUUGUCACUCUCCUCUUCACUCUGGAAGUUGUUAUGGACUGUUGUUGAGCCUACACAGCCUACAACAGCCAGCCAGCCAGACAGACACUCUUCUCAGAGUUUAAACCAACCAAUCACCAACCACCUACCCACCUAAAACCAACCAAUCAGAGCCAUGGGCAAGCAGAACAGCAAGCUCCGCCCCGAGGUGAUGCAGGACCUGGUGGAUAACACCGACUUCACGGAGCACGAGAUCACCGAGUGGUACAAGGGCUUCCUGCGGGACUGCCCCAGCGGCGCGCUCUCAUUGGAGGAGUUCAAGAAGAUCUACGCCAACUUCUUCCCUUACGGGGACGCCUCCAAGUUCGCCGAGCACGUCUUCCGCACCUUCGACGCCAAUGGCGACGGUACCAUCGACUUCAGGGAGUUCAUCAUCGCGCUGAGCGUGACGUCGCGCGGCCGCCUGGACCAGAAGCUCAAGUGGGCCUUCAGCAUGUACGACCUGGACGGAAACGGCUACAUCAGCAGAGACGAGAUGCUGGAGAUCGUACAGGCGAUCUACAAGAUGGUCUCCUCGGUGAUGAAGAUGCCUGAGGACGAGUCGACUCCAGAGAAGCGCACGGAGAAGAUCUUCAGGCAGAUGGACACCAACCGCGAUGGCAAGCUGUCCCUGGAGGAAUUCGUGGAGGGGGCGAGAAACGACCCGUCGAUCGUCCGACUGCUGCAGUGUGACCCAAGCAGUGCGGGGCAGUAAGCUCCCCCCCAACAGCCCCCCCACCCCAAAAGACCCCCAACGCCCCCGCUCAACGCCCCCGCCCGGGGCAAGCAUAUGACCUCGCCCUAUAAGUCCACUCUCACCCACCAACUGGACUCACAGCAUCCUACUGUCCCCCUCCCUCUCUGUCAAGACACUGUCACUCACUCACUCCCUCAGAGCGCCUCCGCGCCCCCGCCAACUCACCCCCACCAGGGGCAAAUUGAUGACGUCGCCCCCUACAGUCCCUAUGGCCACCAUGCAGUCCACCCACUCGCCUCAUCCACCGGUCACCCUCCACUUCCAUACAGUCUCAGUCGCUCUGAAUGGCGCUGUGUGAUCGCUAUGUGGACACCCCCCCCCACCCCCACCCCCCAAGCAUGGUGUCCACUCCUCAAAGAGACACGCACAGAUGAGCACGUACACACACAAACACACACACACACAGACACGCACAUAUACGAACUCAAAACAAACGCACACAUGAGCACGUACACACACAAACACACACACAGGGACACACGCAUAUACAAACUCAAAACACACACACACAUACUGUACAUACACAGAUAUGUAUAUGCACACAUCACGUACACCAGUGAGUGUUUGCACACAUGCGUUGACACAUAUGCUUUGCGUGCGCUCUCCUCUCAUGAGGAGAACACCAUCUGCACACAGUCAUGCGUGUGCAAGCACACACACAC
Messenger RNA from Engraulis encrasicolus (European anchovy), 1646 nucleotides. RefSeq names its product neurocalcin delta b (gene ncaldb). Gene Ontology annotation, molecular function: actin binding; calcium ion binding; tubulin binding. Gene Ontology annotation, biological process: calcium-mediated signaling. The transcript has 5 exons. Lineage: Eukaryota; Metazoa; Chordata; Actinopteri; Clupeiformes; Engraulidae. The coding region runs from base 364 to 942 and encodes 192 amino acids. The record is from RefSeq and is a predicted model, not a curated record.